AACACAUCUAAUUAUUGGUAUAUCUAUCAUAUCUGUUUCUCCGGCCGGCAAAACCAGAACUUCAAGAAUCAUCAGAGAUGGAUUCGGGCUAUCUGAACCGGGCAAUUUCAAUCCAAAAGACAAAGUUACGACCUUUUGCUUCUGCUCCGCUUCUCAUGCCCAUCAAUGGGUUCAUAGGCCCGGUCAUCGUUCUGUACAUAAUAAUCUUUGAGUGGGUCAGAAAUACCAUCAGCAGCUUACUAUUAACUUUAUCUCCGCCGGCAGACUCAAAACCGGCGGAAUCUCCGGCGUAUCCGAAGGUCAUGGCCGCAGAAGAAGUGGAGACAGUACUGGAAAGACUUGGGCUUUUUCUCCGCCCUGCUGAAAGCGAGAAACUUCAGGAGAGGAUUUGCUCAAAAGAGUUUUCUGAGAUUCUUGGUGGGGAGGCGGCGGAGGAGGAGGAAGGAGAGGGGUUUUAUGUGGAUGAUGAAGAGGUGCAGGCUGCAUUUGAUGUUUUUGACGAAAACAGAGAUGGGUUUAUCGAUGAGAAGGAGUUGCAGAGAGUUCUGUGUGCGCUGGGCAUGGAUGCGAUCAAAGAAAUGUAUGAACAAGAAGGUUUGGAGUUGGAGAAUUGCAGGAGAAUGAUCAGGAAGUUCGAUGAAAAUGGAGAUGGGAGGAUCGAUUUAAACGAAUUCUCUAAGCUCAUUUUUAAUUAAUUAGAUCAUGGGGCUGAGCAGCUAGCUUCUCAUGUCGUUAUCAUUCUUAUACAGUAUAUGCUAGGAAACUAGGAACUUAGGAAGUGUUCUUGAUUUCUUUCUCAGCUUCUAAUCUAUUACGGGUAUAACAAUAUUUUAGCACAUCUGGAUUUGGUUUUUACCUUUCAACAUAUUUUUAUAUCAUUUCUAGAUAUGUGACUUUGUAAUCAUUAAUAGCAAUUUAUAUCAAAAAGUUAUAUUAGUGAUGAUGGAUAAUCAUUUUCAACUUAA
Messenger RNA from Cuscuta epithymum, 965 nucleotides. NCBI's taxonomy places the organism in Eukaryota, Viridiplantae, Streptophyta, Magnoliopsida, Solanales, Convolvulaceae. The record is from the annotation of a GenBank genome assembly.